This is a messenger RNA of Schistosoma mattheei, 3458 nucleotides long. The record is from the annotation of a GenBank genome assembly. Lineage: Eukaryota; Metazoa; Platyhelminthes; Trematoda; Strigeidida; Schistosomatidae.
GCGCUGUGUUUGCAUUGGUUUUCGAUUGACUUCGUAUUUUCGUUAUAUGUUAAUGACGGUAGAUCCCCCUUGUGUCCGGAAUAGAAACGUCAAGGUAAAACAGAACAUAAUUUUGUCGCAUCCAUGUUUAGUUGAAGAAGUUUUUGAUUGACUUUGAUUAUCUGUUACUAACCGUAUUCAGGAUUUUGUUUAAUUUGUAAUUCGAAUUAGGACUAUAGGUCCGUCGCUCCAUUGAUCCUUGUUGUGGUUUGCUUUAUUUAUUCUAGUUUGAAAUAUCAAUCGUUGACCAUUCUGUGGGAUCCGGGAAAGAGUGGUCUCAACUUGUGCUCACUCGAUCAUGAAUUUGAACGUUUUCCGAUUUUUAUUGAGACGAUCGGUUUUAAACGGAUCAAAAUUUGGAGGCGUGAUAGCACAAACGUUGCCAUAUGAGAUUAUGAGUGGUGGAAAUAUCGCUUUGCGUUCUACAACAAGGAAGACGUAUUUAGACGUUCUGAUUAGUAAAAACAAAAAACCCUGUUAUCACAUUGUUGAGCACUUUUGACACGUGCCAGCACAAUAAUUGUUAGUAAAUCAGGACAGAGUACUCGGUAAUAUUGGUGUCGGUAGUGUAAUAAGUUUAUCAUUCAACUUCUUCGGGCAUGCUGACUGCCUCUUUGUCACCGACUACUAACAUCCCUAUAGUCAGUGAAAACGGAAAUCUACGUUCACGAUCAACAUCUCAACAUCUUCGAGGUGAUCGUUCUAGAAUUGGCUGUAGUCAUUUAAAACUGUCAGCUCCAAGUGCAGAUACAUUGUCUGAUUCACUAAGUUUAGCAACAACUGCGACAGAAGGUACAAUAGGAGAGGUGUGGGAACAAAGACAGUAUCCGGUCAUGCCUUUAGGAUGUACUGUGCUAAAAAGCCCGCCUCCAUCAUUCUUAAAUCUUUCUAAUCAAGAUAAGCAACAGCCUUCAGAAAAGGAUCUUUAUGAGUUCUUAAAGGAUGCAGAACUAGACCACUAUUACUCCGUACUUACUCGUCAUUUAAAGAUACGUUCAGUUCAACAAAUCAAAUAUGUUGAAGAUUCUGAUCUUGCAGAACUAGGUUUCAGUCGACCAGAACAACGACGUUUACGGAAACAUUUCAAACGAGAAUGCCCGCAAACUGCUAUGGGAAAGCUAAGAAAGCGCUUAGCUCGAUCUACUAGUGGUCGAUGUUUAUCACCACGACUCAAAGAUACAUUAGAUGGAUUAUCAUCUCGUAAUCUCAACGUAUUAUCCAUUUCAUUAGAUAGUACACCAACAUCUGAAGAUGGUGAUUCAAAACGACGUACACUAUUACUUACACAAAAUUCUAAAGGUCAUGAUGGUAGUAAUAAGUGUUUGACAGGCAAUUUGAAUAAUUUAACCAUUAAUGGAAAUACAAAUUAUCGGGUUAUUCAAUCGAAUGAACUUGAAAUUGGAAGUAGUCUUGGUGAAGGAGAAUUUGGAAAAGUUUUUCAGGGUGUUUGGCAUACAGAUGCAAGACGUGGUUUACAAGUUGCUAUCAAAAUUAUGGAUAUUAAACAAAUGAAUGAAGAGGAAACAUGUGAUUUUUUGAAUGAAAUAUCAAUUAUGCAUAGACUAAAUCAUCCAGAUAUUGUUCAGCUUCUUGGUGUGUGCAUUGAUGUGAAUGUAAUAAAAAUUGUUACUGAACUUGCUCCACUUCGCUCUCUACUAGAAUGCUUACGUGAAUCUGAAUUAAGAUCCAGUUUCUCUGUUCCUGUUUUGUAUAAAUUCUCAAUACAGAUUGCUCGAGGAAUGAGUUAUUUAGAAGAAUGUGGUCUAGUACAUCGUGAUUUGGCAGCUAGAAAUGUUCUAGUAUUUUCAAAAGAUAUUGUAAAAAUUAGUGAUUUCGGUAUGAGUCGUGCUCUUCAACUUGGCAAAUCAUAUUACCAAUCAAAUUUCAAUGUUAAUCUUAAACUUCCAAUUGCAUGGUGUGCACCAGAAUGUAUACAUGAUUUAUUAUUUACUAUACAUUCAGAUAUAUGGGCUUAUGGUAUUACAUUAUGGGAGAUAUUUACUUAUGGAUUUACACCAUGGGCUGGUCUUACCGGUCGACAAAUAUUAGAAAUGAUCGAUACACCACGUUUUGGUCGGUUAGAUCAACCAGAUGCAUGUCCAGAUCCAAUUUACGAUGCUGUGAUGCGAGCAUGUUGGGCACAUGAACCAAAAGCUAGACCAACAUUUGCUCAAUUACUAGGUAUGCUUCCACGUCUUAGUCCUGAAAUUUGGAUAACCACAAGUGAAUAUCGUCCUGAUACAGAUUCAAAUUUGGAUACAAUUAGUACAUCAGGCGAAGAAUUCCCAUAUAAUCCUGGUUUUCGUCCACAUGGAACACGUUCAUUAGGUCGUCCAUUGUUUAUUAGAGCAAAUGAAACAGUGUGUAUACUUGGCAAAAGAAGUAGUAACACAUGGAAAGUGGUAAAUUUGCGUACGGGACUUGUAGGUUGCAUUCCAUCGGGAAUUUUAAAACCAUAUAAUUCCCCUGGGAAUGAUUCAUCUGUUACCCGCGAUCGUCAUACACUAACUACUAAUAAUACUGCCACAUCGUCACCGAAUACUAUGGGGUUGGUAGCGAAAACACGUUUACGUAUGAGUCGAAGAGCUUCAUUAACAGAUUUGGCUUUACGCAAAACUGUUUCUCGACUUAGCAAAUUCAGUUUAAUCAAUCCAACCGAUAACAAUAGUAGCAAUAAUAAUAAUAGUAGUAUUAGUAGUAGUAGUGGUACAUCACGUUCACGUAUAAAAUUAACUGCAGAUCAAAUAAGUUCACCACAAAAUGAUUUUCGACAUAUUGGUCAUGUUGGUUCAGAUGGUCGAACAUUUGGUGACAUUGGUUUAGUUAGUAAAAUGAUUGAUUUGAAUGAUAAUCUCUCUGAUUCUCAAUCAUUUCACGAUUUUACUGUAUCUGAGGAAAAAUACAAAUCCAAUAAAUCGAAUACUUUGCAAAUUAAUCCUUCGAAUAUUAAAACUUAUCAAGAAACAACAAUGAAACAUAUUUCAUUACCAAUAACAACCAACACAUCAAUAAUUGGUGGUUCGUCUGUGACAAAAAAAUUUACAUCAAAGAAAAACACUCAAACAUCAAAUACUCUCUUGACUACUAAUUACAAUAAAUCUAUGAAUAAAGAUGAUACAGAUUUAUUAUUCGAUGAUAUCAAAUUCAAUGUGAUCUCUGAAUCAAAUGGGUUAGAUUUAGGCUCAUCAUUACUAGAUGAAGUAUUCAAAUGUUUCCCAAUAGAAAAAUCUACUACCAGUGACAAUAUGAAUCAUAAUGCUGAUGGUGCUAAAAAGUUAAAUGGUGUGACUACUACAACUACUGCCAUUACUACUAAUAAUGGUGAUAUUAAAGGUCAUUCUAAUUGUGACGAUUCGCUCCAAAUGAAUGGUUCUACAAGGUCGAAUUCAAUUGAUUAUUUAAACAAAGAAUCCCACUAA